AUGACACGAAUUGUUGUAGAACUUCCAUCUAUCACAAAGAAAAUCCUUUGGCCGCAAUGGCUAACAGGAAUUACAAUUUCACUUGCUGUACUUACGGCCGGUCUCUCCAAUGGAUGGACAUCACCAUCUUUAGCUCAACUCACCUCUCCAGAUGCUAAGACCUCGCUAAAACUUUCUGACUCUGAAGCAUCUUGGGUGGCAUCCUUAUUAAACUUGGGUAGAUUUGUAGGUUCGAUAGUUGGUGCGAUUAGUCAAGGAUUAAUUGGUAGAAAAAAGACUCUUUUAAGUUCUAUAGUGCCCCUUACAAUCGGCUGGACAUGUAAAAUUAUUGCAAAUUCAGUAACCUGGCUCUAUAUUGCAAGAUGUUUUUGUGGCAUUGCUUCAGGGAUGAUCUGGACUACACUUUCCCUCUAUUUAGGCGAGGUUUCUGACUCUAGCAUUCGUGGCUCUUUGAUAUUCAUGAAUUCAAAUGCAGCAUUCAUUGGCGCAUUUUUGGGCAACAUAAUGGGCACUCAUUUACCUUUGGAAAGAUUCGGUUACGUUAGUUUGAGUCUCGGUGCACUAUUUUUUAUAAUUUUCUUUUUCAUCCCGGAAUCACCAUAUCAUUAUAUGGCAAAAGGUGAUUUUGAACGUGCUGAAGCUUCACUAAAAUGGUUCAAACGUGAAGUUGAUGUUUCAAAAGAUAUCCAAGAACUUAAAGAUUUUGUCGGAAAGACUGAGACAAAUCUUUUAACACGGUUGAAAGAAUUUAAAAAACCUCAAAAUCGCAACAAUGUUAUUAUUAUGGGUAUGCUUAAUUUUUUUCUAUACGGAUGUGGUCAUAACACUAUGAAUUAUUAUGCGGAAAUCAUUGUAACAAAAAGCAAAGUAAACUUUUCUCCUAGCACUAUUGUAAUAGCUCUCAGUCUAUGUACAAUAGUAGCUUGCUCAACAGCAGCAAUUGUUGUUGAUAGAUUUGGAAGACGUUUCCUUUUGAUAGUUUCCAGUCUAGGAACAGCGUUAUCAUUGACGCUUCUCGGUCUUCAUUUUCACCUCUUAUCUUUGAAUAUUGAGCCUACUUUUACCUGGUUGCCUAUUUUUUCGCUUUUUCUUUAUAAUUUUUCUAUUAGCAAUGGAUUAGUUCCAGUUCCCAAUGCUCUGGUUAGUGAACUUUUUCCACCUAAUUUAAAAACAAUGGCAUCCUUAUACUUUAGUGGAGGUUCAGCUCUAUUGUCUUUUAUUACAGCAAGAACAUUUCAGCCAUUAGUUAAUAUUAUGAGUGAAAAAUAUGUAUUCUGGAUUUUUGCACUUAGUGCAUUUAGUGCGGCACCAUUUACAUAUAUUUAUAUAACAGAAACCAAAGGUCAAACUCUUGUUGAAAUACAAAAUAAUGCUGAUAAGAAGCAUAAAAUUAAUAUCAUUGAGUCUAAUUGA
Microplitis demolitor is the source of this 1413-nucleotide messenger RNA. Its product is annotated as facilitated trehalose transporter Tret1-like. Gene Ontology annotation, molecular function: transmembrane transporter activity. Gene Ontology annotation, cellular component: membrane. The transcript has 4 exons. The coding region runs from base 1 to 1413 and encodes 470 amino acids. NCBI's taxonomy places the organism in Eukaryota, Metazoa, Arthropoda, Insecta, Hymenoptera, Braconidae. Gene Ontology annotation, biological process: transmembrane transport. The record is from RefSeq and is a predicted model, not a curated record.